This is a messenger RNA of Mustela lutreola (European mink), 3408 nucleotides long. It is a transcript of the gene GPR39, whose product is annotated as G protein-coupled receptor 39. NCBI's taxonomy places the organism in Eukaryota, Metazoa, Chordata, Mammalia, Carnivora, Mustelidae. Bases 154 to 1515 code for a protein of 453 amino acids. The transcript has 2 exons. The record is from RefSeq and is a predicted model, not a curated record. Gene Ontology annotation, biological process: G protein-coupled receptor signaling pathway. Gene Ontology annotation, molecular function: G protein-coupled receptor activity. Gene Ontology annotation, cellular component: membrane.
CACCAGAAAUACUAAGUUACUUUUUCCAGGUGAUUAAGAGAACGCUCUGGGCCCUCGUUGGUGAGUUGCAGCCCAGAACUCCGGGCUCUGCUGGGAGGAGGAGGAAGGGAAGUCGAAGAGGUCUUCGGACUUGGUGGCCCGGUUUUCAUCCUCAUGGCUUCGCCCCAGGGCCCCAGCAGUGAGUGCUCCCAUGUCAUAGAUCACACCCACGUCCCUGAGUUCGAGGUGGCCACGUGGAUCAAAAUCACCCUCGUCUUGGUGUACCUGGCCAUCUUCGUGGUGGGCAUUGUGGGGAACAGUGUCACCAUUCGGGUCACGCAGGUGCUGCAGAAGAAAGGCUACUUGCAGAAGGAGGUGACGGAUCACAUGGUGAGCCUGGCUUGCUCGGACAUUUUGGUCUUCCUCAUUGGCAUGCCCAUGGAGUUCUACAGCAUCAUCUGGAACCCCCUGACCACGCCCAGCUAUGCCCUGUCCUGUAAGAUUCACACUUUCCUCUUCGAGGCCUGCAGCUACGCCACCCUGCUCCACGUGCUGACGCUCAGCUUUGAGCGCUAUGUGGCCAUCUGCCACCCCUUCAGGUACAAAGCUGUGUCGGGGCCCUGCCAGGUGAAGCUGCUGAUUGGCUUUGUCUGGGUCACCUCCGCCCUGGUGGCGUUACCUUUGCUUUUUGCCAUGGGAAUUGAGUACCCCCUAGCGAACGUGCCCAAUCACCGGGGUCUGCCCUGCAAUCGCUCCCAGACUUACCACCACCAGCGCCCGGAGACCUCCAACAUGUCCAUCUGUACCAACCUUUCCAGCCGCUGGACCGUCUUCCAGUCCAGCAUCUUCAGCGCCUUCAUCAUCUAUCUCUUGGUCCUGGUCUCCGUGGCCUUCAUGUGCUGGAACAUGAUGCAGGUGCUCAUGAGGAGCGGCCAGGCUGGAGGCACCAGGAAGGGACAGCAGCCUCAGCUGAAGAAGUCGGAGAGCGAGGAGAGCAGGACAGCCAGGAGGCAGACCAUCAUCUUCCUGAGGCUGAUUGUCGUGACCUUGGCGGUCUGCUGGAUGCCUAACCAGGUGCGGAGGAUUAUGGCAGCGGCCAAACCCAAGCACGACUGGACCAAGACCUACUUCCGGGCGUACAUGAUCCUCCUCCCCUUCUCCGACACCUUCUUCUACCUGAGCUCCAUCAUCAACCCGCUCCUGUACAACGUGUCCUCGCAGCAGUUCCGCAGGGUGUUCGGCCAGGUGCUGCGCUGCCACCUGACGCUGCCCCACGCCAACCACAGCAAGCACCUGCGCGCCCACGGCGCCUGCACCGCCGCCAGCACCCGCUCAGCACGCCGCCCCCUGAUCUUCAGGGCUUCGUGGUCCAACUCCUCUGCAAGAACCAACAAGGUUUUCUUGAGCACUUUCCAGAGCGAGGCCAAGCCCCAGUCUGAGCCCCAGCAAUUGAGUCUCGAGUCACUAGAGCCCAACUCGGCAACGAAACCCCCCACUCCUGCCACGGGGAAUGGUUUGCAGGAGCAUGAAGUGUGAAUGUCAGGUAUGGAAGCCUUGAAGGCUAACCGGCCUUCUAACUCCCCCAACGAAAGCAACAUUAUCCUGACACAGCGGUGACGAACUGUGCCCUUAGGAGGGACAGCAGUGGGAGCUAGGGGCCUUGGGGGAAAAUGGAUGCCCACCUAAGUGCCUUCUAAGGGCGGAUUCUGCCAGCUGGACCUUGACUCGGGAGAGACAGGGCAGACUUUUGCUUACGCCUUCCCUUUCUUUAAAUACACGCUGAAAAUUCAGACUGAAUUUAUUCAGAGCUUACAAAAAAUGUUUUACACUGCGCUCUUUCAGUGACGAAGGAACUGAACGAAAGAGCACACACUCCCCUCCCCACCCAGAAUAACAGGACACCCAGGAGAAGCUUGGGGAGCAGAGGGAGCGGAGGGCCCGAAGAACAAAGCAGGAGGGGCGAGCAUCUCCUUCAGCUUCAGCAGUGAGCCAAGAGGAGGGCCAAGUGGAGGAGCAGGACGGUGGUGGGGAGCCCGGGCCGGAGGGCCAAGGCGGAACUGCUCCGUUUCUUGGGCCGGGGCCCGUUGCAAAGAGGGGUGUUGCAGCAGCUGAUGCACACUGAGUUCAGUUUCCCAGGGGAGCAGAAGGACUGGUACCCGGCGGAGGCGAUGAGGCAGGCCGCUGAAGACGCACACGACUUCCGGUACAUGACGCCUGCAACACAGACCCAAGGACUUGGGUUAAUGCCGGUGCCCAAAGGGGAGCUCAUCCUUCCUCCUCCCACAGCCCAUGCACCUGGAGGGGUGACGAAGGUGGUUUGGGUUGUUUCCUUGAGCACCCACCCCUCCCCCACCACGACCUAUAAGGAAGAGGACUUCUUCCCCAUAUAGUUCCUUUACUUUUGACAAAUUGCAGUAUCUCCACUAGCUGUUUGGAACAAAGAGCUAUUAAACCAAAGUUCGCUUUUAAAAAUGGUACAAAAAUUAUUUACCUUUUCUUAAAAUUGCUGUAGCUAUCUCAUGCCAUGGAGAAUGAUACUGUAUCACCUAUGGAUGUAAUCAAAUCAAAAUUCUCCAAAGAACUAACCCCCAUGAGAAUAAGAUCUCUACUGAAGGGGCCCUGGUUUUUCUGAGGUUUCAAGGUUCCCUAGAUUGUAGAGAGGGCGUGGCCCAAUGUUGACAAUGUACCCAGAAGAGCCUUAUUCUAGGAAACAACUUUGCCCUCAGAAUAUAUGACCAUCUGCCUAUGUAGCAUCACACCACCUCCUUUUAGUAACAUACUAUGUAGUUAUGUGAAGGAGCACUUAAAACCUGUCCAACUGACAGCACAGUCCUCAGAGAAGGUUAUCUUGAAUACUCAAGUUCUUUAAGCUGGAACCUUAUUCAAAUCAAAUAAUAGCUAACUUCAUUUGCGUGCUUACCUGUAGGCCAUGCAGUUUACAGUGGACUACUGUGUACUGGUUCAACCCUACAAGAGAGAUCCCCAUUUCACAGAUGGGGAGCCUGAAGGGCAAGAGAAAUUUAGGAACUUACCCAAGGUCACACUCCUGAGAAAUAGAGGAGCUGGGAUUUGAACCUAAAUUCUGGCUCCAUUCUGUCACAUCCUGACUAGUAUAUAUACUAAAGUUGCCAGCCAGUAAACCACAAAAAUAUUUUUCUUCGGGGGGUGGGUGGUGAGAGGACAACAAUAUCUCCUACUGAAGCUGGACCUGGACAUGAGUGGCUCUGGCUUGUGUGCUUCCCUGCACAGCUGAGGGCUCCAGCCCACCUCACCUUCGGACUCCCUGUGGAGAUGGGUGUUUGCAGGCAGUGCUUCUGUUUGCACCUUCCUCCCCCUUCUGAAUCGUGGUUUUGGGUUAUGGAGAAAUAGUAAAGAAUUGAGCAACCUAAAACUUCCAAGUGGGAGGUAAAUAAAUACUUUAAAACACAA